UUCCAGGGAGCCUCGCGGCAUAGUGAGGCUGCGUCACCUGAUCAAGACUCUGGAGUUACAAUGGCGGCGCCCGUGCUGCGCUGGGGCAGCGGUGCAAGACGUUGGGUUUUCGCCCGGGUCGACGGCGGUUCUUGCCACCGAAGAGGGGCUCCGACUGGUUCCACAUCCAACCGGAUUAGGGGACAGAGCUCAGUGGCUCAACAGCCCCUCCACACGGCCCAGAAGCCGAGGAAAGGUGAACACAAAUGGGCUGCUGUAGUAGGUUUGGAAAUUCAUGCCCAGAUUUCCUCCAACUCUAAACUCUUCUCUGGAUCUCAAGUUCGCUUUUCAGCACCUCCAAAUUCUUUGGUUUCUUUUUUUGAUGCAUCUCUACCUGGAACUUUGCCGGUUCUCAACAGGAGGUGUGUAGAAGCGGCGGUGAUGACAGGCCUGGCUCUGAACUGCCACAUAAACAAGAAGUCCUUGUUUGACAGGAAGCACUACUUCUAUGCAGACCUCCCUGCAGGCUACCAAAUUACCCAGCAGAGGCUCCCAAUUGCUGUGAAUGGGAGCUUGAUAUAUGGCAUCUGUGCAGGGAAGAAGCAGAGUCAGGUGAUCCCCAAGACGGUGAGGAUCAAGCAGAUCCAGUUGGAGCAAGACAGUGGCAAAAGCCUCCACGACGACCUGAGGUCUCAGACGCUCAUUGAUUUGAACAGGGCAGGAGUGGGCCUUCUGGAGGUGGUCCUGGAGCCCGACAUGUCCUGUGGAGAAGAGGCAGCAACAGCUGUCAGGGAGCUGCAGCUGAUCCUUCAAGCCCUGGGGACCAGCCAGGCGAACAUGGCAGAAUUUUCCUUGGAUUCUUUGAUGAGCCCCCAACCAAAUAUAAAUAUACGACCAACAACAUUGCAGAGACACCAAACCCUUAAUGAAAUAAUGGCUUUGAACAGUUCAGUCUUUCUCAGGAAGAAGACACUGUGUUUAUCAAGAACAGUUCUUAAGGGCCAGUUGAGAGUGGAUGCCAAUAUAUCCGUGCAUCACCCGGGGGAGCCUUUGGGCGUUCGAACAGAAGUGAAGAAUCUCAACAGCAUCAGGUUCCUGGCCAAAGCCAUAGACUAUGAAAUUCAGAGGCAAAUCAGUGAACUUGAGAAUGGAGGUGAAAUUCUGAACGAAACACGCUCAUUUCAUCACAAGCUGGGGUGCACCAUGUCAAUGAGAGACAAAGAAGGAAAACAGGACUACAGGUUCAUGCCAGAACCCAACCUGCCUCCCCUGGUGCUCUACGACGCCACAUCUCUGCCCGCUGAUGCAGACCCACAGCAAGUGAUCAAUAUUGACCAGAUUCGGGAGACACUCCCGGAGCUCCCCAGUGUGACCCGAGAGAAGCUCGUCCAACAGUAUGGGAUGCUGCUGGAACACAGCUUCACUUUGCUGAACGAAGUCGGCCUACUGGAGUUCUUCCAAAAUGUGAUAAAAGAAACUAGGGCAGAGCCAAAAAGGGUGACUAGUUGGGUCCUCAACACUUUUCUGGGCUAUUUAAAGCAACAGAACCUCGCUGUCAGUGAGAGUCCUGUCACACCCUCUGCACUCGCUGAGCUUCUUGACCUGCUGGACAGCAGAACGAUUUCUUCAUCAGCAGCUAAACAGGUGUUUGAGGAACUGUGGAAGAGGGAAGGCAAGACUCCAAGGCAGAUUGUUUCAGAAAAGCAGCUUGAACUGAUGCAGGACCAGGGGGUACUGGAGCAGCUCUGCCACUCAGUGAUGGAGGCCCAUCCUCAAGUGGUGACUAUCUCGGGCAGGGGAGAGGGCCAGAGCCAGCCCCAGGACAUGCCCAAGAGCCUCGCCAUCGCUCCCUGUGGCAGCACAGAGGCUCUUCCUAAGAAUGGCUGGCCCAGUUUCAUCAACAAUUCCCUCAUUGUCAUCUUUUUAGUUAAGGUAAUGGAUGUGAAGAAGGGAAACCCCAGAGCUGUGAAUAAACUGAUUGGGUUGGUCCGGAAAGCGACACAAAGCCGAGCAGAUCCAGUCAUGAUAAAGGAGCUUCUGGAGAAGAAGCUGUCAUUGUGAGAUGUUUGGGGUCCCCUUGCCCAAGGGAGAACAGUGCAGCCUGACUGGGAACAGGAUCCCGUGAAAGCUGAUGCCCAUGUGCCCUGAGAGCUGCCUCUCAGUCCCUGUCCCAAGCCACAGCUAUGGCGUUAAUGUCAUCAGUGUUCUCACCCUCUGGGCCCUGUGCCUGGAGGUGCCUCCACAGCAGACCAGCAGCCACCCCACCUGCUUCGUCCACAUCAGGAGGGUCCAGUCAUGGCUGCAGCAGUGGUUAAGGAGUAACACCUUCUUGUAUUAAGGAAUUUUAAACUAAAUAAAAUGUGUGUUAGAGAUACUGUUA
Molecule: messenger RNA, 2359 nt
Organism: Symphalangus syndactylus (siamang)
Lineage: Eukaryota; Metazoa; Chordata; Mammalia; Primates; Hylobatidae
Gene: GATB
Product: glutamyl-tRNA amidotransferase subunit B
Biological process (GO): glutaminyl-tRNAGln biosynthesis via transamidation; mitochondrial translation
Cellular component (GO): glutamyl-tRNA(Gln) amidotransferase complex; mitochondrion
Molecular function (GO): glutaminyl-tRNA synthase (glutamine-hydrolyzing) activity
Source: RefSeq, a predicted model, not a curated record